UAAUUUAAAUUGAAAAAAAAAAAAAAGCUGGGAGGCUGUAAGAUUUUCGUAAUCAAACAGAGCUUUACGUUACAACUCUGCAAGCCCGCAUUCAGUGUCAAGAAAAACCCGACUCAAAGAAAACUGACUUUAAUCACGAAAAUUAACUCCAAUUCCUUUAAAUCUCCGGGACAUGUCUUAUUGAUUUAUGCACUCAGUGUGUAUCUCAAUAACAAAAAGAUACUAGCUUUUUUGAGCCUUGAGGUAGCUAUAUAGAUAGAUACCAAGAAUCAAGAUCUGGGUUUUUUAGAGUGAUAGUAAAGGUCUUGAAUCGAUCCAGUUUCAGCUCGAAAGCGUUUGAAAGCCUGAAAAUCUCUUUCGCUGAUGAUCAUCGGUGUUCCAAUGCCCUUGUAAAUAUUGUUUGGUUAAGUUUUUCUCCUUUGGAUUUUGGUGUUUAUAGUAGAAGGGAAAGAUUUAUAUACAUUACCUGUAAGCAGUUGCAUUUUAAGUUCAUGGAUCUGCAAGCUGGUGCAGGAAACUGGUGCACCCUUUUCUUUUCAAUCUCAGCGCCAAUGCAGCAACCUCGGUUGUAAGGACACACAGCCAAAGUUGUUUUGCAACCAUGGGAGACGGCAAUAAUAGAAGCAACAACAACAGUGAAAAGCCAGAGUGGCUGCAACAGUACAAUCUUAUUGGCAAGAUUGGUGAAGGCACUUAUGGUCUUGUAUUCCUAGCAAAGACCAAGUCUCCUGCAAAUUGUGGAAAGUCCAUUGCCAUCAAGAAAUUCAAGCAGUCCAAGGAUGGUGAUGGUGUCUCUCCCACUGCCAUCCGUGAAAUCAUGCUGCUUAGGGAAAUUACUCAUGAGAAUGUCGUGAAGCUUGUGAAUGUGCACAUUAAUCAUACUGAUAUGUCACUGUAUCUGGCUUUUGAUUAUGCUGAACAUGACCUUUAUGAAAUCAUCAGGCAUCACAGAGACAAGGGUAACAAUUUGAUCAACCAAUACACUGUUAAAUCAUUGCUCUGGCAGCUACUCAAUGGACUGAACUAUCUGCACAGUAACUGGAUCAUACAUCGAGAUCUAAAGCCAUCAAAUAUCUUAGUUAUGGGUGAGGGAGAGGAGCACGGGGUCGUCAAAAUUGCUGAUUUUGGACUGGCAAGAAUAUAUCAAGCUCCCUUGAAGGCUUUGUCUGAUAAUGGUGUUGUGGUAACCAUUUGGUAUCGUGCACCCGAGUUGCUUCUGGGUGCUAAGCACUACACAAGUGCUGUUGACAUGUGGGCUGUUGGAUGCAUUUUUGCUGAACUUUUGACUUUGAAGCCACUUUUUCAAGGGGCAGAAGCCAAAUCGACAUCAAAUCCUUUCCAGAUUGAUCAACUUGACAAGAUAUUUAAGGUUUUGGGCCAUCCUACACUAGAAAAAUGGCCAACACUUGCAAGUCUUCCGCACUGGCAUAAUGACGUGCAGCACAUCCAAGAGCACAAGUAUGAGAAUACUGGACUGCAUGGUGUUGUGCCUCUCUCCCCAAAAAGUGCUGCAUUUGACCUUCUAUCUAAGAUGCUUGAAUAUGAUCCUCGAAAGCGUAUAACAGCUGCACAAGCUAUAGAGCACGAUUAUUUUCGUAGUGAACCUCUACCUGGACGGAAUGCCCUGGUUCCCUCUCAACCUGGAGAGAAGGUCAUCAAUUAUCCUACUCGUCCGGUAGAUACAAAUACAGAUUUUGAAGGAACAACUAGCCUUCAACCUCCACAACCUGUCUCAUCUGGAAAUGCGGUUUCUGGAGGCAUGCCAGGUGCUCAUGGAAUUAACAGCAGAUCUGCACCUCGACCAAUGUCUGUGGGCGUGCAGAGAAUGCAAUCUCAGGGCUUGGCAGCCUAUAAUCUCUCUUCUCAGGCAGGGAUGGGUGGUGGAAUGAAUCCUGGUAACAUCCCUCUGCCACGUGGGGUUGCCCAGCCCCAUCAGCAGCAUCAUCUGAGAAGGAAAGACCCACCUGGAACGGGGACUGGAUACCCUCCCCAACAAAAAUCAAGACGCUAAUUAGCAUAUGGCAUCUAGACAAACAGUCAUUUUUUUACUUCUAUGGAGUACAACCAUGUCAUUGUUCACCAACGUUCCCACCCACUAAGGGCACCCAAGAACGCAUCCAAUUCAAGAAGAAAUUCCACUUGUGUCAUGUAUGUGACAAUUGCUGUAUCUAGGCCUUUUCAAAUCAUCUUUGUUCAGGGAGCAAUAGCUUCAUUGCAUAUCUCAUCAGGGGAUUCUGAGUUUUCGUGUCCAAUUUGCAAGAUAAUCUUGUGAGGAGCAUGUUCUGGGGGUAAAGGCAGUAGUUGUAUUAUAAUGAUUAUAUUGCGUUGCCUUUAAAGCAGAACAAAGAAGUUUAACAUCGUUUAGCCUAAGAGGCUAAGACUGCUAGCAUCUCAGUCUUGAAAGAGUGUAUUUCCACACGAGAUACAAGAUGUGAUCCACCUUUUU
Messenger RNA from Populus euphratica (Euphrates poplar), 2446 nucleotides. RefSeq names its product cyclin-dependent kinase E-1-like. Gene Ontology annotation, molecular function: protein serine/threonine kinase activity; ATP binding. Bases 602 to 2011 code for a protein of 469 amino acids. The record is from RefSeq and is a predicted model, not a curated record. Gene Ontology annotation, biological process: protein phosphorylation. Gene Ontology annotation, cellular component: mediator complex; nucleus. NCBI's taxonomy places the organism in Eukaryota, Viridiplantae, Streptophyta, Magnoliopsida, Malpighiales, Salicaceae. The transcript has 3 exons.